Contarinia nasturtii (swede midge) is the source of this 1407-nucleotide messenger RNA. RefSeq lists its product as uncharacterized. The transcript has 4 exons. The record is from RefSeq and is a predicted model, not a curated record. Lineage: Eukaryota; Metazoa; Arthropoda; Insecta; Diptera; Cecidomyiidae. The coding region runs from base 395 to 877 and encodes 160 amino acids.
GAAUUUCGACUAUAUAUAUGAAUUAAGAAUUUUAAAUUUAAAUUAUCUUCAAAUGAUUUGCAAAGUGAAAUGAUUGGUGGAAAUUGCUUUGCUCACAUCAAUUAAUACUAUCGAAAAUUUGCACAACAAAAAUCCUUCAAUGAUAUAAGACCCACUAAUUAAAUUAGAUAAAAAGUGAAUACUCGAAAAAAAACCUUGAAGCAAUUCUGUAAAGAAGUAGAUUUACACUUUGAGUGACACAUCAAUCGAUUGAACAUUUCAAGCCAAAGAAAUGCGGUUGACAUGAAUUCAUCGAAAGAAUAGAAUAGCGUUGUUAGUGUCAUCACUCGUAAUAGUAUCCAUAUUUUCUGCGUUCACAAUUGUAAUCACCCAACCGUUACACUAGAUUGUAAUUAUGUAUCGAGUUAUUUUAUUCACUACCGUUGUUUUAAUGACAAUUCUAGAUGUCACAGAGGCAAUAAAGUGCUAUCGGUGUACAGUGACAUCGAGCCCUCGGGAAAACCGAACAGAACAAUUAUGCGCAAAAUUUAGCGAGAGUGAUGAAUUCACUGUGGAUUGUCCGUAUUCAACAAUGUGCAUGAAAAAAAUCUUCCGCUUACAAUUAGAAAAUGGAACUAACGUAGAAACAGUCAACCGCAACUGUGCAGAUCAAAAGAAAACCGAUCAGGUUUUCAAACAGGGAACAUGGCAAAAUGAAAUCACAAUUGAAGAACCAUACGCUGAAGGAUGUAUGAAUCAAACUAGUGAUACCGUUUAUUGCUAUUGUAGAGGUUCAAUGUGCAAUACAGCGCCAAAAGAUAGCCCCAGCUAUCACACAGAUGCCAUGGCCGUGAUUUUUGUAUUCAACGCCAUGAAAUAUUUACGAAGCAUCGACUGAUGGCCAACUAAAACUAUUUCCAUUCCAACCGAGCUUAGUUUUCUUUUUCUAUUACAUUGUUGCAAAAUGAGCUCAAUUUACUUAUAGGUUUGCAAAUAUUCGACAAUCAUACGGCGUUCAAAAUUAAAAUAUGCAUCACAUAAAACGCUUCUAAUGAAACUCUAAACCAAAAACGUGUUUAAUAACUUUUGACAAGCAUUUACAUUUAAACACUAUAAAAUACAAAUAGCACACCCAGUCUUAUGUUUGAAUGUAAAAAUGCGAAUAUAUCAAAGCGCUAUAUAGCGGAAAUAGAUUCAUUAAACAUAAGCAAAUAAUAUUACUUUUAGACAAAUUCAAUAUGUUUAAAUUAUUUUUUUCAUUUUAUCCUUUAGAGAAAAAAAAACGUGAAAUGAAAAAUAUUGUGAUACUAUUUUGAGUAAAUUAAGUGUUGGCUAAGAUACUUUUUGUAAAAUGAAUAUGUUAGCAAACAUUGUUUAUGAAUACAUUGAAUACAAGUAAAGAGAAAUUUUGACAAAUUUGUAGCCUUA